AUGUCUGUACUGGUGGGGAUGGUGGAAGGCAUGCCCAUUUCAGAUGGCUCUACCCUUUCAGUCUUUGGUCAAUUGGCCUCACACACAGGAAGACCAAUAUCUGUCAGUUUGAAGUGUAUUGGCUCCCCAUUUUCCCUGUCAAGUACAUGGGUCACUUCCGACAUCCAAGAAAAAAAUUUCCAGGCAUUCCAAGCAGAACUGACCAUGCAGGCAGAGUUGAUGGUGACAUCCCUUGCCACUAGGUGUAAUAAUGCUCAUCUGCAUAACCUUGGUCUGGAUUUGCUCAUCUUGUGGGCAAAGCUAUGCUGUGCCCAAGCUGAGAUGGAGCUCUACAUGAUGGCCAUUGAAAAUUCUCAUGUGUGCAGCUUCUGUGACAAUAGUUUCUCAACAUCCCCAGAUCUGAUUGUUCCACGAUGUCUACCUGAGGAAGUAGACCUUAUCCAGGAUCAUGAGGAUGAUGAAGAUGAGGAUGACGACGGUGAUGGCUCGGGCAGCAAAGACUAUGAUGAUAUUGACAUUUGGGUGCCAUGA
Messenger RNA from Suillus subaureus, 531 nucleotides. RefSeq lists its product as uncharacterized. The coding region runs from base 1 to 531 and encodes 176 amino acids. The transcript is spliced from 4 exons. NCBI's taxonomy places the organism in Eukaryota, Fungi, Basidiomycota, Agaricomycetes, Boletales, Suillaceae. The record is from RefSeq and is a predicted model, not a curated record.